GGCGCCUAUUUGAAAGACCGUGUGUUGCACGAAGGUUGUAUAUUUGAAGUCAAAAGUGGAAAGCCUUAUAACUUCUACGCUUUAGCCUGCUGGAGUCUUCAUUGUCUGUUCACAAACAUCCCGUUUUAGUUAUUUUAUAAACUGAAACCGAACGAUGAGCUCUGAAAAGGACGUAAAGACAGCUCUGACGGAGAUCUUGGAAGAAAACGGCGUGCUGCCUUCGUUGCGCGCUAAUUUGCGCUCGGAGAUUGUGAAGGCUUUGGAGGAACCGUCAGCAGCCACCCGAAGAACUCCAAGGCUGCCCGAACAGAACUGCCUCAUCAACGAACUUGUGCUGGAGUACCUCGCCUUCAACAACUACAAGCAAACCGCGUCUAUUCUCGAAGCAGAGAGUGGGUACCAGAGAAGCCUAGUUGGCCGUGCAUUCCUUGAGAAAGAGCUCCAUGUCAAUUUGUCGGAGAAGGCUUCUCAACUGCCAUUACUGUAUUCCAUCAUAGAGACACUUCGGAAUGGCGAUAGAGCCGGUACUCCAAGUGUCGCAAAGAGGACGUCCUAGAAAUGUUGGUCUGCCAAUUGCACAGCAUUAUAAUUUCAGCAGAUCUCUACUGAAACAUUCCAUGUGCAUUCUAUCAAUUUCUUAUGUUGCUUGUAAGAUAACUGAACAUGUUAGAAUCCACAUACACUUCUUAAAGUUAUGCAGCAAUUUUUAAGACUUAUUUGGUACACUAAAUGUUUUAAUUAGGAUUACAGAAAAAUGGUUUAUGUUGAUAAACUAUGUGGCAGUUUUAAAUAAGGUGUAUGUUUGUAAGAAAAUUUCAUACUAGUUUCUCUGUUUUUCAUUGUGCAAUGGCCUGUGAAGUUGUGCCUGUUUUUUUUUUUUUUUUUUUGUAAGCAAAAUUGGUACGUCAGAAUUGAGAACACAGGUCACGGUAAACAUGAUAACAUGGCUCUGUUAAUAAAUUAUGUCGACACCAACAAACCAAA
Molecule: messenger RNA, 984 nt
Organism: Rhipicephalus microplus (southern cattle tick)
Lineage: Eukaryota; Metazoa; Arthropoda; Arachnida; Ixodida; Ixodidae
Product: centrosomal protein 20
Biological process (GO): microtubule anchoring; cilium assembly
Cellular component (GO): motile cilium; centrosome; ciliary basal body
Molecular function (GO): protein binding
Source: RefSeq, a predicted model, not a curated record